Molecule: messenger RNA, 6008 nt
Organism: Onychostoma macrolepis
Lineage: Eukaryota; Metazoa; Chordata; Actinopteri; Cypriniformes; Cyprinidae
Gene: smg6
Product: SMG6 nonsense mediated mRNA decay factor
Exons: 19
Coding region: 58-4755 (1565 amino acids)
Biological process (GO): nuclear-transcribed mRNA catabolic process, nonsense-mediated decay
Cellular component (GO): telomerase holoenzyme complex
Molecular function (GO): telomeric repeat DNA binding; telomerase RNA binding; protein binding
Source: RefSeq, a predicted model, not a curated record
UAUGGCUUUUUUGGCCCUACCAAGCCGCCGUGUGUUUGUGUUUUGGCUCUGACGAAAAUGGCGGACGAGCUGGAAAGAGUACGAAUUUCAGCCGCGGAGCUACGAGCAGAAGCGUCGAAUUUCACCACACACGACGACAGUAUAAGAGAAUUGCGAGAGGAGGGUAAGAAGCAACGGCAACGAGACAGCAAACGUCCAGACUUGCAGCGGUACAAACCUGGUGCUGCCCAUCCACGCAGACAUAAGGACAGCUUAGAAGGAGCCGGCUCAGACCCCAUGCACCCACCAGACGAUUGUGUUUUUGGUAAUGACACCAAAAUGCCUGACGGCUCACCUACCAGUCCUGGAUGCUCUCGUGUAAGCUCUGGAGAGUUUCCAAAUGAUCACAGCCAGCCUGAAGCAAAUCAUAACACUAAAGGACAUGUAGGCAUUAAUAACCACCAACUUGUGGAUGGAAAUGCUGUUAAAAGCAUUGAAGGUGCUGGUACACCCAGAUCACCGAAGCAGUCAAGAAAGAUGCGUAAACCUGACCGUGAGAUAUAUCAACCAGGGGGGCGAAGGUCUCAAGUACACAAAGAGACCGGGGUGAGCAAAGAAUUAGAUGGGGAUCGAAGGAGAGAGGAGGAGGAAGUGAGUGGGAAAUCUGCUGAAACAGUUAUUAAGUGUGAGAAAGAGGAAAAGCGUAGAAACAGGCGAGGGAAAGAUGGCAGGAAAAAGCAAGAGUCAAAGGGAACUGUAGACUCCCCUUCUGCAAACAAAAAUGAGAAUAAUGUCGAGAGUGUCACAGGUAAAGUCAGUAAUCUCCAUUUAGGGUCUGAGGAAAGCAAAGAUGGAGCUGGGCAGGAUGGUUCAAGCCGGAGAAAACCUAGUGGGGAAGGGCGAAGAAGCCAAGUAGGUGGAGGGAAUGAAGUGACUGGAGAAGACAAAAAAAAGGAGAGGGGUAAUGGGAAAUUCAGAGCAGGAAGGGAAAAAGGUAACAACCAGGGCUUUGCCAAGAAAGAGGAAGGGGAAGGAGGAGGAAAAGGCCCAGAAGCAGAUCAGCCUGAAGGAAAAAAGCAGAGAAAUGUUGGCGGAAAAGAGGUGAGCCGUGACCAGAACAUGAACCAUGAAAAACAACAAGGGAAUAGGCCAAAAGAGAAAGGGAGACCAUCUGAGAGAACUGAUUCAAACCGAGUCAACUCUGCCUCAAAGCGCUACUCUCAGUCAGACAUCCGGCGUCCUCGAAACCGCACCUACAGCACGAGUUCAGCCAGUAGCGGGACCAGUAUGGACGGUCUGGCUGAAGCUGAGAGACUUAGAGGGGAGGGCCAGCAGUUGGCGCCACGCACUGCGGAGAGGACCGCUGGGCAGAAGGAGUUCAUCCGAGGGAGCCAGGGCCGCCCGAGGAGACGGACAGCACGGACAUUGUCCUCCACAGAUUCGCUGGAGGAAAAUGAGGUGUGGGAGCGAGAAGAUAGAAGAGGCAGAGUUGCUGACGAAGCCAAGAGCACCCACAAAGGUCCUGAAGGGGGCGGAAGAGGGCAAAGAGCACCUGCAUCUAGCGGUCGAGGAGGAAUUUUGAGAGUUUCUUUGGACAAGCAUUCAAGCGAGGAGCAAGCGAGCCGAAAAAACCCUAGAGGUCGUGGGAGGGGCAUCUUGGUGCUUCCUGCCCACACUGAUCUAAGUUUGACCCCUGAGCCCGGGCCUCAGCUUGGAGCAAUGAGAGGAGGAAUGGGUCUUAGCCGUGGAAGAGGCGGCCGUGGAGGAGGGACAAGACGCCUUUGGGACCCAAAUAACCCGGAUAAGAAACCAGCACUGGUGUCAAGCCAACAAUCCCAGCAUGCAUCUCUCCAGCAGGCUUUGUACUUGCAGCAGGGUGGAUGCGGGCCGCUGCACUUUCUGGACACUGAUGACGAGACCACAGGAAGUCCUCCUGUCCGACAGGGUGAGUUUUUUCAAAACCAGCAAGCCGCUGCCAUGGCUUACUACAAAUUCCAGAAUUCCGAUAAUCCUUACUGCUAUCCGCUAUCGGCCAAUUCCCCAAACACCCCGCCACGCUAUCCUUACCCAUAUCACAUUCCCUACCAAAUUCCUGGCUCCAAUGGGAUGUAUCCUGCCUCUAUGCCACCUUUUUAUGGACCCUACGGGCAAGGUGGGCCAGGUUAUCCCUCUCCAGCUGGAUCUGGUCUCACUCUAGAAGAUGCAGAGGUGCAGACCAGAGGAGAGCUGGGAAAGUUUCUUCGGCUGGCUGACAGUCAGGAGCUCCAACUCAGUAACCUGCUGUCCCGGGAACGACUGAGCCAGGAGGGACUGGAGAGGAUGGCCCAGCUCAGAGCUGAACUCCUGACAUUGUAUGAGCGGGUGAUUUUGACAGACAUAGAGUUCUCUGACUCUCAAAACCUGGAUCAGGCUCUGUGGAAGAAUGUGUUUUACCAGGUGAUAGAGAGGUUUAGGCAGCUACUGAAGGACCAGACAACAGACACAGCCCCACAAAUAAAAACCAUGCUCAUGACCUUACUGGAAGAGGGGGCAGUAUUCUUUGAUUCGCUGCUACAGAAGUUGCAGACUGUUUUUCAGUUCAAGCUGGAGGACUAUAUGGACUGCAUGGCUAUACGAGCAAGACCUCUACGCAAGACGGUGAAGUAUGCUCUGAUCAGUGCCCAGCGCUGCAUGAUCUGUCAGGGGGAUAUCGCACGAUAUCGUGAACAGGCUAGCGACUCUGCUAACUACGGGAAGGCACGCAGUUGGUAUCUAAAAGCUCAGCAGAUUGCUCCAAAAAAUGGAAGACCCUACAAUCAACUGGCCCUGUUAGCAGUGUAUACGAAGCGAAAGCUGGACGCUGUAUACUAUUACAUGCGUAGUCUAGCCGCCAGUAACCCAAUCCUCACAGCCAAGGAGAGUCUGAUGAGUCUGUUCGAGGAAGCCAAGCGCAAGGCUGACCAGAUUGAACGUAGACGGAAGCAGGAAGUAGAUGGAGGUACACGUGGACCCCAAGGUCAUGUAGGUGGGCGUCGUGGUGAGGACGCCACCCGUGUGGAGAUCUGGAUGCGUCCCACUGGGCAUCCGGGCACUUCUCGUCCAACAGGCAGUGAAUCGGGCAAAGACUCUGAGCUGGAUGGAGAGCUGGGAACUCUGAGUCCCAGUGAUCUCAACAAGAGGUUUAUUUUGAGUUUCCUGCAUUCUCAUGGAAAGCUCUUCACUAAAGUAGGGAUGGAGAGUUUUCCUGCUGUAGCCAGUCGAGUGUUGCAGGAGUUCCGGGCCCUCCUCCAGCACAGCCCCUCCCCCCUCGGCAGCACACGCAUGCUACAGAUCAUCACUAUUAACAUGUUCACCAUCCAUUAUGCACAGAUCAGAGCUGAAGGGCAGGGUGAAACUCGGUCUGUGUUAGAGGGGCAGACCAUAUCUCUUGGUUUAGCUAUGUUUGGUCUCCUUGUGCAACGUUGCACUGAACUCCUAAAAGAAACACCUGCUGAGCCUAUCCCAGCAGAAGAGCUAGGGGAGUUCGAUGAAAUGGACGAUGAGGAGGGGAUGGUGCGCGUGUCUGUUUUCCCUCCUGACCUCAGAGAGCUGCUGCCCAGCAUGAAGGUCUGGUCCGAUUGGAUGCUCGGCCACCCAGACAAGUGGAACCCUCCUCCCUGCAGUAUUCAGGAAGGUCCAGAUGUGUGGCAGUGUCUUGCAGAUCUGUGCAACUCUUUGGCCCGCGUGUAUCACGGCGAGGUUCUGCUGUAUAAAGCUGAUGUAGAUGGAGAAGGAGACGAGGAACUCAGAGUCCUACAGCUGGAGGAGGACAAAAUGCUCUCUGGCUUUGUCCCACUCCUCGCUGCCCCGCAGGAAGCUUGCUAUAUAGACCAAGGAACUGAUGGGGCUAUAGCAGCGGACUGUAAGAGAGUGACCGUUCUGAAGUACUUCCUGGAAGCUCUGUGCGGGCAGGAAGAGCCGCUACUGGCUUUUAAGGGAGGAAAGUACAUUUCCAUGGCAACACCUCCUACACCCAGCGUAAACACAGAGAACAAGGCGCAAACUCAAGAACAGGAGGAUGAUGUCAUUGUGGAGGAAUCGUCUCUCUCGGCAUCGGAAGGGGAGAUCGAUGGAGAGAUGGAAGGAGACGGAAGUGAGGAUGAUAUCAGAGAGCUGAGGGCACGGCGCCACGCUCUCACACACAAGCUGGCACAGCAGCAGAAACGGCGGGACAAGAUACAGGCUGUUCUGCAGACGGGUGGGCAGCUGGAGAUUCGGAUCAGGCCGUUCUAUCUAGUCCCGGACACAAACGGCUUCAUAGAUCAUCUGGACGGCCUGAGGAAGCUUCUGGCCUGUGGGACGUACGUCCUGGUUGUGCCUCUUAUUGUGAUCACCGAGUUGGACGGUCUGGCUAAAGGACAGGACAGUCGUGAGGGGGUCGGUAAUGGUGCCCAUGCCCGACAGGUGCAGGAGAGAGCCAGAGCAGCGGUCAUGUUUCUGGAGAAAGCAUUCGAGUCUAGAGAUCCCUGCAUCAGAGCGCUCACCAGCAGAGGAAACACACUGGAGUCCAUCGCCUUCCGCAGUGAGGACACUUCUGGACAAAAGGGCAACAACGAUGAUGUCAUCCUGUCCUGCUGUCUGCACUACUGUCAGGACAAAGCCAAGGACUUCAUGCCUGCUGAGAGAAAUGGGCCAGUGAGGUUACGCAGGGAGGUGGUCUUGCUCACGGACGACCGCAAUCUGCGAGUCAAAGCUCUCACACGCAACGUGCCAGUACGGGACAUCCCAGAAUUCCUGAUCUGGGCUAAAGUAGGCUGAAGCGCAGAACUGACCUACCGCUGUACAAACCAAUCAUCCUCCACUGCAAAAAGUUGGAGAUGAAGAAAUGAUGUCACACAGAGAAGAUGAAUAUUAAGGGGAGAAAUACUACAAGAGCGGAGUGACACAUCAAGCCACUUUACAAGAAGAAAUGAGGAUUUUCCCCUUACAACGCUGCGUGCAUAGACAACCGCUUACUUCUGAGGGUGAGAUAGACACGAUUGGAGGGGGUUGAAACCAGCUUAGCUGAUUCGGGGGUUGAUUAAAAGCCAGGAUAAAGAUGCACGCUAGGUGUCUGUGUGUGAGCAAGAGAGUGUCAGCUUGUAGUGUUUGUGUGAAGUCACACGUGCUGCGGAUGAGCUCAUUCCAGUGCUUGGGCCGCUCUCAAAGGGCCUGCGAUGAGGCAAGAGCUCCAGUAGGGGGGCGGCGUGAGGCGGUCUCACCUUCCACUUCAGCGGUCCAUGAGGCCCUGAUUGCGUUUUCAUCGCUUCAGUGCAUGCUUGGUUUGCUCUGAGCAUGAUUGUUUUAAAGCUCUUAUGAUUUUUACCUGCUUAUUUAAGUUUGCAUUGCAUUUUUGACUUCAGUUUGGACUGUCAGGUUCUUGUUUUCAUUUAGGUCACUUGGUUUAGUUGUAACAUCCUCAUAACUGUCUGAUCUUCUGUAGUAGCAUCUUUAUAAGUGUGUGAAUCCAAGUCAGAAUAUAAGACUGUAACGUGUGUGUCAAGUAAAUACUGAAGUAAUGAAUCUGUCAUCACAGUAGUUUUAAUACAGACUUAAAUGAGGCUUUCAACACAUUGUCAUUGCUGAAAAUUAACCACAAACUUUAUCUGUCUCUAAAUGGAAAUCUGCAUUUUUGAGGUCGCGCUAACAGAAAACAGUUUCCUUUUUUUUCCCCCACAACCAUCAAGAAAAAAAUGCAUCUAAAAAGUGUAUCUUGUUCACAUUUUAGUCUUGGAAAUGUUUUAAGAUGUUCUGUGCAAAUUAUUUUCACAUCUGUAUUAAGUCGAGUGGUUUGUCUGUGCUUGCGUUUUAGUGUAUUUUUUUUCCAUUUCCAAAGCUUAAGUAUUGUAGUUCUAAUGGGACCUGGUAUGUCAUCUUACAGUCUUAUUGUUUUAACGCUAAAAAAAAAUCAUCCUCCUCUUUCUGUUCUGUGGUAAGAAAAAGCAGCAUCUGAAUUAUUCACCUCUGAUUACAAGUCUUCCUAAUUUGUUUUUAAGUGUUGUGGAUUUAAUUAAAACUAAUUUCUGCGUUAA